AUGACCAGGGCCAAACAGCAGUCACAGCUAGUGCACAGCGCAGCACCGCCGUGGAACCAGCGUGAGCGCAGCACCCGCACACUGUCACACUCAAGUCUUCUGCCUGAAACGAUGCGUGCCAACUCUGAACACUGGCGAGUGAGGUACCCACAGAGAACUCCCAUCCCGAGAAGACCCUCGACGCGAUUCGAUGCACGUCGAUCGGCCGUAGGCCCAGCAGCAGCAAGGGCGGAUUCUCCGCCACCGCCGCCGUUGUUCGAUCUGAGACAAGCCUCUUCGUCGAGGAGGUUGUUACUGUCGCCGGCAGGGCGGCGACCGCCGGACGACCACCGUGGUGCACAGCACGCCGCUGCCGCUGCUGACGGUGGCACCGGUGUUGAGCUUGUCAGCAACAAGCGGGCGGCGGGCGGCCCGGCCGCCGAUCACGGCCGCGCGGUCCGCUUCGACCGCGUCGUGAAGCUGAUCCUGGUGCCGAGCCGCCUCGACUUGAGCGCCGGUCUGAGCGACGAGCUCUGGUGGAACGAGGACGACUACUUGCAGUUCAGAUUGGGUGCCAUCGUGGAGGGUAGUUCCGGGGUAUUGGGAAGGACUCUCCGGAAUAAGCGAUCCAAGCGCAUUCAACCGCCAGCCGCCGCCAGGCCGACCUACCAACACGGAAAGAUCGCUCAGGCGCUGGAAAGAAUGGACGGCCACGGCGGCAGCACGCGCCCCCCCAUCCGUCGGCAGUUCAAGGUUCAUCUAUCGUCUUCCCCCUCCUUUCGAGUCCAGCCGGUUACCCCGCCCCCGUCUCCAGCCAACGCCAACGAGACUUCCAUCGGGCGUGGUGUUGCAGACGAGAUGGAUCACCCCGAUGCUUCAGGGUCUUCCCCCCGGCGUAAGGGCCAUAAAGGGUGGACCUUUGCGGAGGGUUUCGAUGGCCUGGUUGGCCUUGGCCUCCUACCGGGCUCGGUGGAUCCCUGA
This is a messenger RNA of Ectocarpus siliculosus, 960 nucleotides long. Lineage: Eukaryota; Phaeophyceae; Ectocarpales; Ectocarpaceae. The record is from the annotation of a GenBank genome assembly.